This is a messenger RNA of Camelina sativa (false flax), 1239 nucleotides long. Its product is annotated as staphylococcal-like nuclease CAN1. Gene Ontology annotation, cellular component: cytoplasm. The record is from RefSeq and is a predicted model, not a curated record. Gene Ontology annotation, molecular function: nucleic acid binding; nuclease activity. Lineage: Eukaryota; Viridiplantae; Streptophyta; Magnoliopsida; Brassicales; Brassicaceae.
CUUUCCUACGAGAAAGAUCAAAAUUCUUUUUUUUUUUUUUCCUUUUUCUUGAAGAUCAAAUCUAAGAAAUGGGUAACGCGAUUAGGUUACUCCGGAAAUGUCUGAAUCCCACGACGGACAAUAAGCCUCAUGGCGGCUCCGCCUCUGUUUCAGCUCUUUCCCGUGAUCUCUUCAACUUUGAAACCACUUCUCAGGUUCCGGAAAAGCUUGGGAAUUACGUUGUGUCUUCUUCAAAGGCACAAGCAAACUGGUAUAGAAAAAUACUUGAGGCAUGGAAGCAAGCUAAGCCUCGGCCUAAAACUGCUGAGGAAGCCUCUAGGCUUGUUAUCGCUACUCUAAAGAACCAUCAAAAAGCAGAUGUUGAGGGAUUUUUGUCUUUCUAUGGGCUGCCUUCGCCUCACAAUCUUGUUGAGGUCCCUACUCAUGAAUCUCCUGUGACUUUACCUAAAGGAGUUCGGUUUGAGCUCAAUACGCUUCCGGUGGAUACGAAAUCUGUGUCAGAUGGAGAUACCGUUACUGUGUAUGUGAGUAGCAAAGACCCGCUUGUGUCAUCCUCUGUUCCUAAGGAAGUGAGUAUUGCAGCGGUUAAAAGAGCCAAAGCGCGUGAGAAGAGGAAUUAUACUGAAGCAGAUGCACUUCACAAGAAGAUCAUAUCUUCUGGUUACAGGAUGAUAAGUUUUAAAAAUGAGGAAGUGCUUGCUAAAAAGUUCAGAAUUAGACUAAGCGGAAUAGAUUCACCGGAGAGCAAAAUGCCUUAUGGUAAAGAGGCGCAUGAUGAGCUACUCAAGAUGGUUGAAGGGAAAUGCUUGAAAGUAUUAGUUUAUACAGAGGAUCGCUAUGGAAGAUGUGUAGGAGAUAUAUACUGCAAUGGAAAAUUUGUACAGGAAGUAAUGCUAAAGAAAGGUCUUGCUUGGCAUUAUGUAGCCUAUGACAAGCGUGCAGAGCUUGCAAAGUGGGAAAACGAGGCUAGGCAAAAGAGAAUUGGCUUGUGGGCAUCUUCUAAUCCAGAGAAGCCAUGGGAGUGGAGAAAGAACAAACGUGGAGGCAAUUAAUGAGAUACACCUUCUAUGUUUAGUUUUAUAUACAAAACAGAACAAAGAAAAACAAUAUUAUUUGAUAUGAUUAUUGUGAAGUAAAGAACCUGUGAUUUGUUGUUGUAAUUGUAAGAGAACUCUGUAAAUGUAUUAUGUAUUGAUAAGUAUUUUUUGGCAAUAGACAAUCUCUCUUUGUACCUUGAAA